Molecule: messenger RNA, 882 nt
Organism: Pieris macdunnoughi
Lineage: Eukaryota; Metazoa; Arthropoda; Insecta; Lepidoptera; Pieridae
Source: the annotation of a GenBank genome assembly
AUGACGCUUAACAAACACUCGCAGAAGAUUCACUUCAAAACUGAGUCGGAAUACACGAUGAAGUCUAUAAGGUUCCUGCUUUUAACAAUAACAACUAUGUUUAUUAUUAUUGCUGGUCUUAUGGUCGUGCUGGGAAUAUCAGUAUAUACGCACUACCACAACUUCUCUUUCUUUUAUGAGGCAGCUAAAAGUGGCCGAUUCGUAACACCGUCCCUACUGUGCGUUCUAUUCGGCAUGGGACUCUUCAUAGUGACGCUAUUUGGAUUCUUCGGUAGUCUUAAACAGAGCACGUGUUUGGUGAACAUGUACGCAUUUUUCCUGAUCAUUAUGGUGAUAUUGAAGAUCGUGGUUGUCAUUUUAUCAUUCACCAUCAGCACAGAUCAACUGCGUAGUUAUGUCAGGGUGCCCGUUGAACAAUACGUGGAGGACUCCGAAAUAAGUGUCGAAUUAGACGCUUUGCAAAAAUCGCUCAACUGUUGUGGUAGUACAUCUUACAAAGAUUACGCUGGGAUGAACUUCACUAGUUACCACGAUACAGUAGUUAUCAGUACCGACACGGAUACAAUAGUGGUCCCAACAUCAUGUUGCGCAAAGAGAGGUGACGUAUACUGCACCAGAAUAAGAAGUACUGGUUGCCAAAACGCGUUAGUCAAUAUGCUGGUGCAAAACUCCAGUGUGAUCGGCAUUCUCGGAGUUUCUGUCACGUUUAUUCAGAUUCUUGGGAUAAUAUUUGCCUUGUUGCUGGCAAAGUGCAUUCGUAAGAUGAAAAGCGAAAAGGCACUAAUACAAUGGAAAAUAAGAGAACAAAUGAUUCUGGCUCAAAAAUCAGAAGCUGUGGAUAACACAGUCUAUAUUGGUCAUACAGAAUCAAGCCAUGCAUAA